AUUCAAUGCUCACCACCUUAACUGCAUCUCCAACCUCGCCUUUUCACCUCUUUUCUAAAUCCGCUCGACAUUUUCCACCAUGGCAGACAUUCUAACGCAGCUCCAAACCUGUCUCGACCAACUCGCAACCCAAUUCUACGCCACAGUAGGCUAUCUCGUAACCUAUCACGAUAACUCACCCGCAAUUCCACCGCAAAACGACCCCACAGCCGCGCCUGCCCUCGCCAAAAUCACCAAGAACUCGACCGCGCCGCCCGCCCCCGCCGGCGCGCCGGCUGCCUCCCAGGCAUCCCCACAACAAGCAACGGCUCAAAUCCCAGGCCAACAGCAACAAGGAGGCGGUGAUGCAGGACAGACACCCGGAGCUGGAGGGACGGCCGCCGACCCGAAUCUGCCGCCCGCGCCAGAUUCACCGCGGACGUUUGCUAGUCGGCAGCGGGAAUUGGCGAGGGAUUUGGUGAUCAAAGAGCAGCAGAUUGAGUAUUUGAUCUCGGUUCUUCCAGGAAUUGACUCGUCGGAGGCGGAACAGGAGAGGAAGAUUAGGGAGUUAGAGAAGGAACUGCGGAGUGCCGAGGAGGACAGGGAACAGAGAGUUCGGGAAUUGAGGAAGUUGCGAAAGAAGCUGGAGAAUGUUUUGGGCGGUAUUGAGGUGGGGAUUUAUGGGGAUCGUGGAGUCGUGGCGUCUGGCAGGUGAGGGAAUUUUCUUGCAAUGGUUGGGAGGUAUUCCUCAGUAAGAAGUGUGUUCUGUUUGAUAUCCAUCUUGAUUUUAUAGACUAUGGAGAUGUUGUC
Messenger RNA from Aspergillus pseudonomiae, 789 nucleotides. Its product is annotated as med21 domain-containing protein. Bases 80 to 694 code for a protein of 204 amino acids. The transcript is spliced from 2 exons. NCBI's taxonomy places the organism in Eukaryota, Fungi, Ascomycota, Eurotiomycetes, Eurotiales, Aspergillaceae. The record is from RefSeq and is a predicted model, not a curated record. Gene Ontology annotation, molecular function: transcription coregulator activity. Gene Ontology annotation, biological process: regulation of transcription by RNA polymerase II. Gene Ontology annotation, cellular component: mediator complex.